Messenger RNA from Colletotrichum abscissum, 783 nucleotides. RefSeq names its product phosducin family protein. Gene Ontology annotation, cellular component: cytoplasm. The record is from RefSeq and is a predicted model, not a curated record. Gene Ontology annotation, biological process: protein folding. NCBI's taxonomy places the organism in Eukaryota, Fungi, Ascomycota, Sordariomycetes, Glomerellales, Glomerellaceae. The transcript has 2 exons. The coding region runs from base 1 to 783 and encodes 260 amino acids.
AUGGCAGCGCCGAUGGACCAGAGGAUACAAGUCCCAAUCGAUGAUCCCAAUGCAGAUACCGAGUGGAACGACAUUCUCCGGAAACAUGGCGUCAUCCCAGAGAAGCCUCCCAGCCCGACUCCCAUGAUCGAAGAGGCCAUCGCGGAAGGUCGCAGGUUAGCGCAUGAGAAUCGACUUGAGGGCAAGGAUCUCGACGAGCUUGAUGAGCUAGAGGAUGACGAAGAUGAGGCAUUCCUGGAGCAAUACCGUCAGCGCAGAAUGCAAGAGCUCAACGAGCUUACCAAGAAGGCCCUCCACGGCACCGUCUACCCGAUUUCGAAACCCGAAUACUCGCGCGAGGUCACAGAAGCGUCCAACAACGGCCCGGUCUUUGUCAACCUGACGUCAUCGCUGGGCACAAACGUCGAGUCCCGGGUGCUAUCGGAGCUUUGGAAGCAGGCAGCACAGGAAUACGGAGAGAUCAAAUUCUGUGAAAUGCGGGCGGAUAAGGCCAUCGAGAACUACCCCGAACGAAAUUGCCCAACGAUCUUGGUCUACAAGAACGGCGACAUUGCUAAGCAGGUUGUGACACUUGUGCAGAUGGGGGGCGUCAAGAUCAACAUGCUUCAGCUGGACAACCUGUUGGUGGAGGUCGGCGCUGUACCAGAGACGGAUAUGCGCGUGGCCAAGCGCCGGAGGCAAGCAGAAGACGAAGAGGAGGAGAGGGCGAUGGGCAAAGGUAUCCGACAAGGAAAUGUGUCAAAGUCCAAAGGACACGACAGCGAUGAUGACGACUGGGACUGA